AUGACGAAUAUUCAAAACUCCCAGUCACUAUAUACAACUUUCCUCGAACAACCUCCGAGUUGCCUGGAAUUUUGUCCUUCAGCUCCUGACUAUCUCAUCAUUGGGACAUAUCUUUUAUCUGAAUCGUCCACAGCAAAUUCGACUGGCACUCAAACAAAAACUGGGACCAUACAACUUUUCAGACUUGAUCCUGAGUCCUUUCAACUGACUCAAAUCCACAAAACUCUGCUACCCCACGCAGUCUUCGACGUUCACUUCUCUCCCAGAGACCCGAGUCUAUUCGCAAUCGCCACAAGCGCUGCAUCUGUGUCAUUAUACAGCCUUGAAUAUUCCUCGCCACAAAACCCCCAUAUCAUCAUCCACUUGACCACAAUAACCGUUCACGAAAACCCAAGCACCCCCUCUCUCUAUCUCUCCUGGCUACCGCUAUCACAUUUAACGGCAGGGAACAAAGGAAAAGAAAACUCUCAUGCCCAUGGCUAUUCGCCUGAUCAGCUAUCUACAGACGGCUUUGCUGUCUCGUUUUCAGAUGGCCGAGUCUCCAUAUUUCAUACUAAUUCCCCUUCGCACGACUUCUCCCAAGAUUCCAUGACAGAGAUAGUGUUGCCAGGUGAGCCAGUAGAGGUCUGGUUCACUGCGUUCCAUUAUGGCAAAUCGUUAUCCGGGAAAGAGAAUCUCCUGUUAUUCUCUGGGGACGAUUUUGGGGUUCUGCGUGUGCAUGAAUUUGUAGCCGACGGGGAAGGGGACGAGAAACACAGACCGUUAUGGGCUGAAGGGCAAUUCCCCGCAAAGACGACGGAUGUCAGUGUUGGUGGAAAACAUCAUGGAGCAGGCAUUACAGCGAUCCUGCCUUUGUUUACUGAAGGUAGCGACACAGUGUUGCUUACUGGGAGUUAUGACGAGUACCUCCGUGUAUACAAAUUUUCAGGGCAAGCGUCGGUUUUAGCCGAGGAAAGAUUGGGUGGAGGGGUGUGGAGGUUGAUGGUCAUAACAGAGGUGGAAAAUGAACCUUUGGCGAUGGAGGGAUCUUCAGAUAUAAGAUCACACUCGUAUUUUGUUCUCGCUAGUUGCAUGCAUGCCGGAGUGAGGAUAGUCAGGGUGACAUGUUCUGUUGGUAAGGAUACGUCAGCGGCGGGGGUGUGGGAGAUUGAAACCCUGGCACAGUUUACGGAGCAUGAGAGUAUGAAUUAUGCGUCGGAUGUGUGGAGAGGCGGAACGAAAGUUGGGACUCAAAUUGGGAAGGAGAGCGAUUCCUUGCUAUGUGUCUCAAGUAGUUUUUACGAUAAAAGGGUUUGCGUAUGGAAAGUAAAGGUUUAGGAGUUGAGAAGCCUACUUGGCAGCUCGCUUUUAUUUUGCCUGCAUAUGGUGGACGGAUUGAUGGGUGAAGAGAACCAAUGUCAUAAUGCCGGGCAUGAAUAAAUGAGCCUC
Histoplasma capsulatum G186AR is the source of this 1428-nucleotide messenger RNA. RefSeq lists its product as uncharacterized. The transcript has 2 exons. The record is from RefSeq and is a predicted model, not a curated record. Gene Ontology annotation, molecular function: protein binding. Lineage: Eukaryota; Fungi; Ascomycota; Eurotiomycetes; Onygenales; Ajellomycetaceae. Bases 1 to 1317 code for a protein of 438 amino acids.